UCAGGAAGGCGAUGCUCCCAUUCUCCACAGAUUUUAUCGUGUGUGCUAAUGGUCACACCUGAUGUCCUUGUGUGUGUUGAAAAUGACCAGGGUCACACAUUGAGUUCAGUUGGCAGCUGUGAAACUCACAGGGCAGUUACUCUGCGGUUACUUUCCCACGACCAGGUUUGGUUGCUUCACGUUUCCUUGUGGUUAGGUUCAUGCUAUUUUGGGCAGGAAUUCCCGGAAGUGACGUGCCUUUUUUUGGGCAUCCUAUCAAAGUGCAUGAGGAUGCUUGUCCCAUAACUGAUGAUGACUUGGAUCCCUUAGUGAAGGUGAUGUCUGGGAGGUUUCUCCACUGGACAGUUCCCUACUUUCCCUUUGUAGUUGUGAAAGCAAAAUCUCCCUGAAAUCACUAAGCCACAGGAAAAAUCAAGCUGGGAACUGCUUCUCAGAGAAACCUGCCUCCCAUUCUGUUCCUUAACAACAUAGCUACAAAGGUAGGGUGGGGGUGUAGACAGAGUCUGUCACCCAGGGGUGUGUGUGUGUUUUGAGACAGUCUCUGUUGUCUAGGCUGGAGUGCCAUGGCAUGAUCUCAGCUCUGCAACCUUCACCUCCAGGAUUCAAGUGACUCUCCUGCCUCAGCCUCCUGGGUAGCUUGGAUUACAGGUGCCCACCACCACCUCCAGCUGAUUUUUGUAUUUUUAGUAGAGACAGCGUUUCACCGUGUUGGCCAGGCUGGUCUCGAACUCUUGACCUCAAAUGAUCUGCCUGCCUCAGCUUCUCAAAGUGCUGGGAUUACAGACGUGAGCCACCGUGCUUGCUCUAAAGGUCUCUGUCACCCAGGCUGGAGUGCAAUGGCGUGAUCAAGGCCCACGGCAGCCUCAACCUCCCUGGCUCAGGUGAUCCAUCGCAGCCUCCCAAGUAGCUAGGACUACAGGUGUGCGCCACCACAUCCAGGUAAUUUUUGUAUUUUUUGUAGAGAUGGUGUUUCACCAUGUUGCCUAAGCUGGUCUUGAACCCCUGAGCUCAAGUGAUCUGCCCACCUUGGGCUCCCAAAGUGCUAGGAUUACAGGUGUGAGCCACACACCUGGCCAGCAGGUGAUUAUUGACUGACUGAACAAAAGCUUGGUCUUGCUCUGCCUUAAGUUACCCGAAGGCCAAAGAGGAAGGUUGGCUGGGUGCAGUGGCUCACCCUUGUAAUCCCAGCACUUUUGGAGGCUGAGGUGGGAGGAUAGCUUGAGUCCAGGAGUUUGUGACCAGCCUGGGCAAUAUAGUAAGAUCCCAUACAAAAAAUAAAAAGUUAGGCCGGGUGCUGUGGUUCACGCCUGUAAUCCCAGCAUGUUGGGAGGCCGAGGCAGGAGGAUCAUGAGGUCAGGAGAUCAAGAUCAUCCUGGCUAACAUGGUGAAACCCCAUCUCUACUAAAAAUAUGAAAAAUUAGCCGGAUGUGGUGGUACGUGCCUAUAGUCCCAGGUAGUCAGGAAGUUGAGGCAGGAGAAUUGCUUGAACCCAGGAGGUGGAGGUUCCAGUGAGCCGAGAUCAAGCAUUGCACUCCAGCCUGGGCAACAGAGCGAGACUCCGCCUGAAUACGUACAUACAUAAAAAUUAACCAAGUGUGGUGGUGCACGCCUGUAGUCCCAGAUGCUCAGGAGGCUGAGGCAGAAGGAUCACUUAAAUCCAAGAGGUCGAGGCCGCAGCAAGCCUUGAUAACACCACUGCACUCUCCAGCCUGGGUGACAGAGUAAGACCCUGUCGCCCCCUCCACAAUAAAAAGACAUCCGGCCUAGACACUCACUUAUUCAACAAAUAUUUCUAUCACCUAUUAUGUACCAGGCCCUAUUCUAGUAACUGGGCAUACAGCAGUGAAAAACAAAAACAAAAAAAACCUCUGCCCUUAAGGGGCUCACUGAAUAUUCCAGUUAGGAAGGAGAGAGUUGGUUAGAAGGCAGUGAGUGCUGGAGAGGAUAGACAGGAAAUGCUAAGGACGGCAAUUUCCGGGAGAAGGCAGCGGCUGAGUAAACACCUUAAACAUGGUCUCUGAGGGAAGAGCAUUUGAGGCAGAGGGAACCACUGGUGCAAAGGCCCUGCGGUAGGAGCAUGCCUGGUGUGGGUGGGAAAGAGCCUGAAGAGGACAGGGACAUGGAGUGGAUGCGCUCAGUUGGAGGCAGAAUAAUGGGGUAUAACGGGCCUUCAGCUGGAGGGAGACAGGAGCCAUGAUGAAGUUCUGGACACAGGGAGGGGUAACCUGCUUUAGGGGUGCACAGCUUCCUCCAGCUGCAUGUGGGGAACAAACUCUAGGGGAUGGAAAUGGAGAGCAGCCAGGAGUCCCCCGCACUAGUCCAGGCUGAUGCUGCUGGCUUGGGGGGGUCACUUUCACAGCAGUGGACCGAGCUUCGCACAGACAGGAACCUCAGGUGAUUUGCUCACUCACUAUACCCAGUGCACAGAAAAGAGGCUGCCUUCCUUUCAUAUUUGUCAAGACUUGACUUACAGCUCCCGUGUCAGGAGCUUUUACUGCAUCAGGCCUUGUGCUGGACACUUACACAGAAGGUUGUACAUUCCACAGACAACCUCAUCAACGACAGUUUGAAAUCAUCCUGACUUUUAUGGUCGAGGAAAGUGAGGCUCAGAGGGGCUGCUUCAGGCAGUAGGAUGAGGAUCUGUCUUUGGCCGCCGACUUUAGAGGGCUUCGAGAGGACAGAGCCAGCCUGCGGGGCACUCACCUUUGUGCACCUGCCCAGGCGAGGCUGGCUCAGUGCGCACGCGCCCAGGCGCAUUUAAAGCGCGGGAUGGGCUUCUCUUCCCCCAGCUGCAAGCGGUCAGUGCUUAGCCUCACUGGCGACGCCCGGCUGGAGGAUGCUGGUGAGAGGCAGGGGCCAGGGGUCCGGAUCGGGCUUCUCUUUAGGCGCUGAGCCACCAAGGCCUUCUCCUUUGCAGAGUCCCACUGCCUCCCUAGAUGCAGAGCCUCCGAGUGUCCCAGUCCCCGACAGCAUCUCCGCGGGCCCCAGUGUCUCCCCAAGAUGCCUGGAGAGGCCGCCGGGGCUCGAGGAGGCGCUGAGCGCGCUGGGGCUGCAGGGAGAACGCGAGUACGCCGGGGACAUUUUUGCCGAAGUCAUGGUGUGCCGCGUGCUGCCCCGGAGAGCCCUGCACCGAGCUGUGACCCUGGAGAUGCGCGCCCUGGUGGUAGAUUGGCUGGUCCAGGUGCACGAGUACCUGGGUCUGGCUGGUGACACACUUUACCUGGCGGUGCACCUGCUUGAUUCCUACCUGAGCACCAGCCGCGUGCGCUCACAUCGCCUGCAGCUGCUAGGCGUGGCCUGUCUGUUUGUGGCGUGCAAAAUGGAAGAGUGCGUGCUUCCCGAGCCCACCUGCCUCUGCCUCCUGGGUGCGGACUCCUUCUCGCGGGCGGAGCUGCUGCGCGCGGAGCGCCGCAUCCUGAGCCGCCUGGAUUUCCGGCUGUACCACCCGGGCCCGCUGCUGUGCCUCGGGCUGCUGGCCGCGCUGGCAGGGAGCAGCCCCCAGGUGAUGCUACUUGCCACCUACUUCCUGGAGUUGUCUUUGCUGGAGGCCGAGGCGGUGGGAUGGGAGCCGAGUCGUCUCGCGGCUGCGGCUCUGAGCCUGGCGCACCGCUUGCUCGACGGGGCAGGCUCCAGGCUCAAGCCGGAACUUAACAGCUCCGAGGAACUGGGCCCCCUCGAGCCGUGCAUGGCCCGUGCUGCACUCCGAGGUCCCACGCCAGGCCGCGCCGCCGUCUUCUUCAAGUACGCGCGGUCCCAGCGCCAGGGCACCAGCCUCACCGCUGCCUGCCUGCUCCGCGGCCUCCACCUGAGCCUCCCUGAGCGCUGAGGCUCAGUCAUCAAAACAAACAAACAAACAAACAGCCUCCCAGUGUGUGUUCGUCUGUCAUCUCAAUAAAACCGAGUUUCGCUCUUGUUGCCCAGGCUGGAGUGCAAUGGCACGAUCUCGGCUCACCACAACCUCCACCUCCCGGGUUCAAGCGAUUCUCCUGCCUCAGCCUCCCGAGUAGCUGAGAUUACAGGCAUGUGCCACCACGCCUGGCUCAUUUUGUAUAUUUAGUAGAGACGGGUUUUCUUCUUGUUGAUCAGGCUGGUCUCGAACUUCCGGCUUUGGGUGAUCCUCCCGCCUUGGUCUCUCACAAUGCUGGGAUUUCAG
Molecule: messenger RNA, 4153 nt
Organism: Callithrix jacchus (white-tufted-ear marmoset)
Lineage: Eukaryota; Metazoa; Chordata; Mammalia; Primates; Cebidae
Gene: CCNP
Product: cyclin P
Source: RefSeq, a predicted model, not a curated record